UAAGUGCUUUUUCCCCCCCCCUUAACAAUGACUCAAAGCUCACAGUUGAGGUUUAUCUCAAUCUCUCUGCCUGCUUGCUUCGCUCUGUGCCGGUGGGGAGAGUGCGCAUGCGCACUGCUGACUCUCCAGUAAUCCGCUGUUUUGGAGGCGAUCGCAUCCGCGUCCCCUGCGCUCUCUGGGAAUUCAAUCAUGCGCUGCGAUGUAUUGAAGCGGACGACGACGACGCGGGAUUUUUAACGGGACCCACCCCAAUGGAACCUUUUGAAACACGCGUGGGGUGAAAGGGGGGGGGGGGGGGAAGCGCUCGUGUUGCGUUCAAGGAGAGGACAGAAAAACCGAGCGAGCGAGGAUGUCUGCUGGUGAAAAGACAUCAGCGUUCGCAUGUGCAGCCAGUAAAAGCUUCUACUGGGAAAUAAGAUCCUGUGGGAGAUAUUUGAAUAUUUAACUGCUCGCGGGUGCGUUCUGGACGUUUUCUUCGGGAUGCGUGUCGACGCGCUGCCUGGGGAUGCUUUUUUAAAAAAAAUGAUACGAUCACUAAUUGGUUAAUUCUGAAAAGUGUGUGUCUGUGUGUUUAUAGUGACUAAUGCUCAUGUAACAGCCAGCAGCAAACUGAUCAGCUGACGUGAUCUGGCAUUUGCAUUCUGUUUCUGACUCGUUUUAUAAUCGUCCACAUCUUUUGCAUGUGUUCUUAAAUGCACUUUUGCCGCUUAACCGGCACAGAAAACAUCCUAGCCUGGAAUUUAUAUUGUUGAAAUAGUUUUGCAAGGAUCUCUUUGAGUUUUUUAAUCUUUGGUUCCACUUGGGUGGAGGUCCGAAAUACCUUCAGCGUGGGAAAACAUUUCCCAUUAGGAUUAAGCCCACAGCUUUGGUCCAGCUGUUAAACCAGAGCACAUAUCUGAAAGAUGAGAUUCUGGAAAAUUUGCAUGCUUGUAGUUUUGCCCUCCCCAGAAAAUGCAGCACAUUGAUUUGUCUCUUACUGGAUGUAACUCAAGAUCCUCGCCGUUAUUGAUUGUUUACAACCGUCUGCAAUGUCGACGGCCCGGAUGAACCCGGCGAUAAUUCCGAGAGGCGCUGACUGUGAAAGCGGCAUAUUUCUCUAAGACCGGGACCAAGCAUGAACCUGCACGGACUGGUGAGGCAUGUCCGAUGGUAUGCGGGAGGAAUGAAGAAGCGGCGCUGUGGAGGGAAGCCAAAAAUCAAAGACAAUUACAAGGUAUCGCUCUGGCAAAUUCUCCGACGGACUCAUCCAGGUGUCUAAGAACUUCCACAAAGCCUCGCAACAGAUACCGGAAACUUCUCAAAGUGCUUCCGAGCAGCCCUUCCUCUCCGACCCGUCUUGACUAUCGCCGCGGUGAUGGGCAGCUCGGCCUCGUCGCUCACCGCAGAGACGGAGUCGGAUCACGGUUUCCGCGGCAACCCCUACCCGUCGUCGCCCCCGGUGGGCUGGCUCAGGACUAGUCACAGCAGCCCAGUAUGGGGCACCACCUUCAUCACACGCCAGCAGCAGCAAGCGUCUCCACGGCCUCACCGAGAACGCAGCCACUCUCACUCUCCCGGCUCCAUGGCAGCCGCAGUGCGAGGCAGCGAGUGGUCAUGCGGACGCUGCACCUUCUUAAACGUGGGCGGAGCACCUCGCUGUUCCAUCUGUGAGGCGCCUCGCCAGAAACCUGACUUGAAUCAAAUCCUCGCCUGAGCAGUAGCGAGGAGCAGCAGCGUUGGGGCUUGCCCUCGCUGUACCCUCAACAACCCUCAGGGAUCCAAAGCCUGCUCCGUGUGCGGCUUCGGACCGUCGGCCACCACGCCGGGCGCCCGGCCGUCACCCACCGUCGCCGCCACCUCAAACGGUCUCCCCCCCUGCUCCUAUCACCGAAGCCCCCCUAUCGUCACGCCCACGGUGCUUGCAGAACCCCAGGUCCCGCUGAAGGAGGACAUGAGACGCUCGGAGAGCAACGGGGAAGUGGGCGGCGGCGUGGAGAAGCAGCACAAGUCGGGCUGGGCUUGCCCUCGGUGCACGCUUCACAACACGCCGGUUGCGCUGUCCUGCUCGGCCUGCGUGCUGACCCAGGAAACUGUCCCUUACCCCAAAAUCCCCCCCGAGGCUUUAGUGGUACCAGAGGUUCGCACUCCCGUAUUGGGUUUCCCCGUGGCCUCGGCGGGGCCCGCCCCUCUGCUCAUCGAUCUAACCGAUGACUCUCCUCCGGCUCCCUCCUGCGAACCUCAAGAACCUCCCCACAUCCCGUCGUCCGCAUUCACGGCUUUCACCUCCUCCAGAACAACCCGGUGCCGGCGAAGUAGACGAGAGGUGCCUCCGACAGGGCGACCGCCAAACCAAGGCACCAACACUCCCAGUCCCACCUCUCCCAGUGCGAGCGUGCCCCCCCAGUCCGGCCCCCAGAGACCCGCCAAACAACACGCCCAACCCCAGGAGCCCUCAUACCCCUGUAAGCGCCUCAGUAUCUUAGAAGAAGAAGACCCCCAAAAGAAUCACCAGGUCGGAGCCCCUACCUGGAAGUGCCCGGGCUGCUCCUUAGCGAACCCGGGCGGCUCGUCCAAAUGUGAAACCUGCCGAUCGUCGCGGGCCGGCGCCGACUUAAUCGAUUUAGGUUGCGAGACGGUACGCUUCACCCCGGCUAGCCCGUCCAGUCCGGACUUUAGCACUUGGGCCUGCUCCAAGUGCACCCUGCGUAACCCCACGGGUGCUCCAAAGUGCUCCGCCUGUGGCUCGUCCAAGCUGCACGGCUUUCAGGAGCAGCAGGCGGCUCUUCUUCGCUGCUGCGCGCAGUGCGGCCAGGUCCCAUCCGGACCCGGCACGACGUGCUCCUGCACGCCCAACCCUCCUUCGUCCUCCACGGCUCAUAAAACCCGCAAACACGGCCGAGGUUAUCCUUCCUCGUCGGGCCUUCACGAGAGGCCCGGCCAGUGGAGCUGCCCGGCGUGUACGCUGCUCAACGACGUUAAGUCCAAGAACUGCGCGGCGUGCCACACGCCCCAGCAGUACCUCACCCUUCGCAAGGUGAUCAAGCCUCUGAAAAGGAGAGAGAGCAUGCACGUCGAGGCCCGUCGGCGAAACGACGAAGGCGAAGCCAAGGAGCUGUGGGAGAACAUUGUCAGCUUCUGCCGAGAGAACACGGUGAACUUUGUGGACGACAGUUUCCCACCGGGACCUCGAUCGGUCGGCUUCCCCGAGGGCGACAGCGUCCAGCAGCGAAUCAAAAAGUGGCUCCGCCCCCACGAGAUCAAAUGCAGCAACACGAAAGACCGAGGCGUCAAGUGGUCCGUUUUCCGCACGCCGCGACCUUCCGACAUCCUACAAGGGCUGCUGGGAAACUGCUGGUUCCUCAGCGCUCUGGCCGUGUUGGCCGAGCGUCCCGAGUUGGUGGAGAGGGUGAUGAUCACCAGGACGAUUUGCACGGAGGGCGCCUACCAAGUCCGCCUGUGCAAAGACGGCACGUGGACGACAGUGCUGGUGGACGACAUGCUGCCCUGUGACGAAUACGGGUACCUCCUCUUCUCCCAGGCCCAGAGGAAGCAGCUGUGGGUGGCGCUGAUCGAGAAGGCGCUGGCCAAACUCCACGGCUCCUACUUUGCCUUGCAGGCGGGGCGCGCCAUCGAGGGAUUGGCCACGUUGACCGGGGCUCCGUGCGAUUCUCUCAUGCUGCAGGUCAGCUCCACCAACCCGCGGGAGGAGCCCAUCGAUACCGACCUGAUCUGGGCCAAGAUGCUCAGCUCCAAGGAAGCAGGGUUUCUCAUGGGCGCCUCGUGCGGAGGAGGCAACAUGAAGGUCGACGACGCCGUCUACGAGUCUCUGGGUCUGCGGCCUCGCCACGCCUACUCCAUCUUAGAUGUCCGAGAUGUGCAAGGAUACAGGUUGCUGCGACUCCGCAACCCGUGGGGUCGCUUCUCGUGGAACGGCAGCUGGUCGGACGAGUGGACGGACUGGCCGCAGCAUCUCCGUCACGAGUUGAUGGCGCACGGGAGCAGCGAGGGAGUCUUCUGGAUGGAGUACACCGAUUUCAUCAAGUACUUUGACUCGGUGGAUAUUUGUAAGAUCCACUCGGACUGGCAGGAAGUGCGGCUUCAGGGAUGCUUCCCCAGCAAGGCCAGCGGGCCCGUGAGCGUCAUGGCACUCACUGUGUUGGAAAGGACGGCGCUGGAGUUUGCUCUCUUCCAGGAGGGAAGCAGGCGCUCGGACACGGCCGACAGCCACCUGCUGGAUUUGUGCAUCAUGGUGUUCCGGGCCUCCUUUGGGAGCAGCAACAAGCUGACCCUGGGUCGCCUGCUGGCCCACAGCAAGCGAGCGGUGAAAAAGUUUGUCGGCUGCGACGUGAUGCUGGAGCCCGGGGAGUACGCCGUGGUCUGCUGCGCCUUUAACCACUGGCAGAUGAACGUGAGCGGGUCGGGAGGACCGCCCACGCCCGUGUCCAGUCCAACCAGCGGAGACCAGCGUCGGCCCAAUCAGGACUUCCCCGGCUACAUCCUGGCCAUCUACAGCUCCAGACAAGUGAUGGUGGAGCAGGUGGAGGCGGCCGCCACCACGCUAGCCGACGCCAUCAUCCUCCUGACGGAAAACAAAGGCGAAAGACACGAGGGCCGCGAGGGCAUGACGUGCUACUAUUUAACGCACGGCUGGGCGGGGCUUAUCGUGGUGGUGGAAAACCGUCACCCCAAGUACUACCUCCACGUCUCCUGCGACUGCACGGAUAGCUUCAACGUGGUGUCCACGCGCGGCAGCCUCAAGACCAUCGACAGCGUGCCGCCUUUACACCGGCAAGUUCUGGUAGUGCUCUCCCAGCUGGAAGGAAACGCCGGCUUCUCCAUCACGCACCGGCUGGCUCACCGCAAAGCCGCCCAGGCCUCGCUGGGCGACUGGACGCCUACCAAAGCCACCCACAGCCCCCAGCUCACCCCGGACAUCGACGGCCUGCACCGACCCAGGCCGCUAUGACCACCGUCCCCCACUUGGCGGACUUCUCCGAGCGACGGUCAGACCACUGGAACGCCUGGGCGAAAAAGACUCCCGCGCGUCUGAAUGUAUCGGUCAACACUGAGUUUUCUUCUGGCCCCUCAGGACGAA
Syngnathus acus (greater pipefish) is the source of this 5074-nucleotide messenger RNA. RefSeq names its product calpain 15 (gene capn15). Gene Ontology annotation, cellular component: cytoplasm. NCBI's taxonomy places the organism in Eukaryota, Metazoa, Chordata, Actinopteri, Syngnathiformes, Syngnathidae. The record is from RefSeq and is a predicted model, not a curated record. Gene Ontology annotation, biological process: proteolysis. Gene Ontology annotation, molecular function: calcium-dependent cysteine-type endopeptidase activity.